Messenger RNA from Racocetra persica, 170 nucleotides. The record is from the annotation of a GenBank genome assembly. NCBI's taxonomy places the organism in Eukaryota, Fungi, Glomeromycota, Glomeromycetes, Diversisporales, Gigasporaceae.
UAGUAGUUCAAUAUAAACUACGCGAAUUUAUGAAGAUUGAUGAACAGGAAGUUACGUUGCAAAAAUUAAAUAAAGAAUUGAGAACCUUGAAAAAAACAUUAAUAAAUAAAAAAAUUAUAGAACAGGAAGAUGAGGCGCAAGUAAAAAUAGAUGAAGAAACACAAGUUUAA